AUGGACCGAUCGCAGCCUGUGUAUCAAUGGAUACCUCCACAGAAACCUCAAGCUUUAGGUUUAUUAAAAAAUAAAUUGGAUUUGUCAUAUAAAGUAUCACACAACCCUUAUACUCAACACAGAGCUUUGCGGAUAUUACAACCUGGGACAGAACUUAUUGGAAAUUAUAUGUGGGUUGUAUCAACGUUUCUAGCCGAGGAUGAAAAAACACGCCCCAUGACAAUUUUUG
Messenger RNA from Parnassius apollo (apollo), 229 nucleotides. Lineage: Eukaryota; Metazoa; Arthropoda; Insecta; Lepidoptera; Papilionidae. The record is from the annotation of a GenBank genome assembly.